Molecule: messenger RNA, 1421 nt
Organism: Lactuca sativa (garden lettuce)
Lineage: Eukaryota; Viridiplantae; Streptophyta; Magnoliopsida; Asterales; Asteraceae
Product: Tetratricopeptide repeat (TPR)-like superfamily protein
Molecular function (GO): protein binding
Source: RefSeq, a predicted model, not a curated record
GUUUAUAUCUUCAAAGCAUAUUCUGACACUUUCACCAUUAUCGCCGCUACCAGGGUUUAGCUCCCCUCUCUCCCUCUCAACGACAGCCACCUCCGCCUUUGUCACAACCACCACCAUCACCACCAGCCCUAGCGAACCAAUGGAAUUGGCUCUUACAAAUGCCACUUACCGCCACCUCCCACGCCCUCUCUCCCUACAACAUCACCGCCGCCCCUCGUCGAAAUCCAUCGCUUUCCUGAAAACAACAUCGUUUUCAUCGUUAACACCCAUCAAAGCCUCCUUCCGUAACCCUAACUACCAAACCCCUAAACCCGAAGUGACAAAAAUCGUAAACCCUACCCCAUUAUCCUUCCUCAAAACCACCUUCAUCACUGGUGUCGCCGUCACCGCACUUUGCUUCUCGCGUUUUACCCUCAAACCCGCAAUUGCCGUUCCUGUCUCUUCACCUCCACCCCCCGCCACCGUAGAAACCGCCGAUACCAACUCCGAAUCACUAGAAGAGGAAAAAAACCUAGAAGAACAUCUCUGCUCUCACCCUGAAGACAUCAACGCUUUGAAAUCCCUAAUGGAGUUGAAAAUUAAGAACGGAAAGAUUCAUGAAGCUAUUGGAAUUCUCAGUCAGCUGAUUAACCUGGAACCUGAAGACAGCGAAUGGCAAUUACUCAAGUAUCAUUUGCAUUCAUACAGCGGAGAUCACGAUUCUGCGAAAUUAGGGUUUGAACAGAUUCUAGCAAAAGACCCUUUACGCGUGGAGGCUUACCAUGGUUUAGUAAUGGCUGCUUCCGCUAAAGAAUCACCUAAUGAUCUGAAAGAUGUGGAGAAAAGAAUCAUCGAGGGAAUGGAGAAGUGUAAGAAAGAAAAGAAGAAAGAUGACUUGAGGGAUUUCAAGCUUCUGUUAGCUCAAAUUCGUGUAAUCCAAGGCGAUUAUAACGAUGCUUUAAAGAUUUAUCAGGAUUUAUCCAAAGAAGAGGCUCGGGAUUUUAGGCCAUAUUUAUGUCAAGGCAUUAUAUACACAUUGUUAGGAAAGAACGAUGAUGCUGAGAAGAGUUUUGAAAAAUACAGAAGGCUUGUUCCUAAGGGACAUCCUUAUACCAGAUAUUUUGAUGAUAAUAUGGUCGCAACAAAGGUUUUUGCACAGAAGGUGGAGAAUGAAAGAGCUUAUUCCAAGAGUUGAUUAAAAAGAUGGUGGAAAAUCAUGUAUAGCAAAGGUUCUAUUUCGACACUCUGCUGUGCUUUUUGUUUAUGGUUUGGUUAUAUGGAGAUUAUGGUGAUUUACUUGUUAGUAGGCUUAAUCUUGUCUUGUUUCAAUUUGGGUCUAUUGGAAAUCAAUGGUUUUAGUAAGGUUUAAAUUUUGGUGGGAUAUUGUUUAGUGAAACAAUGUAGCUUUUGUUUAUGUUAAAAGGUAGAACUUGUUACGUAUA